GAGUCACUUUGGAUCUACUGCAGUGGCGACUCCCAAUGACACAGAAUUUUGCUGUUCAGUGAGCCAAAUACCUGCCCUGUUGUUUUGGGUUGGGCGGGAGCGAGGGGGAGCAUUGAAGCGCUACAUACACCCAAGACAUGACGCUCCUUUCCACAGCUUUGUCCCGUCAUUCACUUGGAACAAGGCUGCCUUUAGUCUCCAGUUCUUCAAAAAUGGAUUUGAAAGCUACACGUUCUGGAGGAAUACGUCCCAAAGCUGCCUGGUCACUAUUCCUAAUGCUUGGCUGCUUCAGCUGAAAUACCUUGGUCGAUACUUUUCCAUUACUCUGGUGUGUUGGGUUCCUGUUUGGAUUUGAGCACGGGCAACGUCCUGGAGAGCAUCAGGAGCAUCUCUGCAGGGCGCCUGUGCUGGGCAGGGAGGUCUUGUCGGAACCGCUCUCAGGAAUCCACGGUCUAUGAGAGAAGGUAACUCAGGAAAACGCUGCAGAAUUGGAGCUGAAUAUACAGUCUUCUAGAAAAGAAACCAGCAACCCUUAAAAGCGCACCUUUGGACUGGAGCUGUGUUUUUGGGAAGACUAUGGAUAGGCACCAGAGUUGGCAGCGGAGCUGUCUGAAUGCUGCCUUUUUUAUGCUGCUGUGGAGCGGCGUUUCCCACGCACAGAGGGACUGCACAGGCGUGGAGUGCCAGCCCUUGGACAACUGCAUCGAGGACGUGCUGGAGCCUGGUGAGUGCUGCGCCACAUGUCUGCAGCACGGCUGCACAUGUGAAGGCUACCAGUACUAUGACUGCGUCAAUGUGGGCUUCGUCAAUGGCAAAGUACCCGAAGGGCAGUCUUACUUUGUGGACUUCGGAAGCACUGAGUGUUCGUGCCCCAAGGGAGGGGGUAAGAUCAGCUGCCAGUUCAUGCUGUGCCCAGAGUUGCCCCCAAACUGCAUUGAUGCAGUGGUGCCAGCGGACGGGUGCCCUCAAUGUGGAAGAAUAGGCUGCCUCCACGAGGGCCAGAAAUACGUAGCAGGACACACCUUCCACAUGCCCCCGUGCAAGGUCUGCCAUUGCCCAAAUGCUGGUGGCGAGCUGAUGUGCUACCAGCUUCCCAACUGUAACACGUUUGCCUUAAACACCGUGAGUCCCAUGGAUGCUGAAGAUAAUGAACCAGAGAGGCACUACGAUGAUCCGUACAGCUACGACCAGGAGGCACCAGAAGGAGACAACGCCCAGGUGGAAUCUCCAAAAAAAUACAGGAGCUAUUCUUCCCAUCUCGAGCAGGAGAGCAUCAGCCAAGAGCAAAGUGAGGAUUACGACUACCUACCAGUCAGCAUUGCUCCUUCAAGUUCAGCUGUGGCUGGUAUGUAUGCUGAGGAAACAACCACUCCGCUCACCACACCAGCACCGAAGCUUCUCUCUGAAUUUCGCAGUGCCACUGAAAGAACUGAGUGGAAGAGGGUGCCCAGCACCACUGCACCACCCCCCCAGCAAACAACGCAUAAGGAAGCCCCAGUAACAACCAGUGCUCCUCUGGAGCACACCACAGCCACCACUGAGACACCCAAACAGCUGGGGAAACCGGACAGGAGACCAAAGGGGAAGCAGGGGGACAAGGAAAGGAGUGAGCAAGAAAGAACACCCCAUUCUAAAAUGAAAAAGCACACCAGAAAAGAAGACCCAGGGAACAGUAUUCAUCUAGACUUAAAAGAGGUGAAUUUAACAGAACCAAGCUCAGCAAAAUCUUCCCAGGAAACACAUGAGGGAAAUGCCUUUCCCAAGGUAAAGUUCAGUGCAACAACCUCUCCUCCUGUUGCUCUAAAGGAAGACCGUAGUCAGUCAUCCCAAAAGCAGUCACAGACACUGUAUCGUUACCAUCCUGAGGAAGAUGGGGACCCCAACUCUAUUCACGCUAACCCCAGAUUACCAGAAGGUUCUACAAAGGAACUGAUUGAGAGCUGCUGUGGAGCUGGACAGCAGUGGGCUAUAGACAACGGGGAGUGCACAGAAACUCCUAUCAGUGGAGUGGAUGGUGAUAUUUGCAGAAUUGCUCAGAAGCAGUGUUGCAUCUCCACCGUCAAGGAGAACAGCUGCCUGGCUGGCAUGAUUGCUGCAAAGGAGGGAGAUGCGUGUGGACCAGAGGAAAGCGAUACCUGUGGAGGAUCCUCAUAUAAGCAAUGCUGUGAUUGCUGCAAUCUGGGCCUGCGAUUAAGGAGUGAGGGGAAAACCUGUGAGUCCAACAUAAAUCUGGGCUACCCCUGCAGCCACGUGAUGCUGUCCUGCUGUGAAGGCGGAGAUCACUUCAUCCAUCCAGAAAUUAAAAAGCAUCCUGAACCUUCGCCAACUGCAACACCUGAGAAGAUUUCAGAGACAGAAGAUCACAAUGAAGCUUUGUCCAUCAGUAAUGAAGCCGAACUGUCAAAUAACCUGCCUGGAGAUGACCUGGAUGAAUGUCUUCUGUAUGGUGGGGAACUCUGUCAGCAUUUGUGUAUAAACACUGUGGGGUCCUACAAGUGUUCAUGUUUCCCAGAAUUUACUUUGCAAGAAGAUGGGACCAGCUGCUCUCCAGAUCCUGACCGAGGACAGGUGACAAGGCUGGAAGUAGAAGCCACUAUCCCUCCAGCAGCCUCUCCUCAGCCUCUUCUCAUUGUGUCCUUACAAGAAGAGCAGGAUAAGUGUAAAGAUAACGGCCCCUGCAAGCACAUCUGCAGCGUUAUGGAAGGAAAUGUUGUAUGCUCGUGUUUGUCCGGAUAUACUAUCAUGGCUGAUGGGAUUUCUUGUGAAGACAUCAACGAAUGCGUAACGGAUGCGCACACCUGCCAGCGGAGAGAGCACUGCGUCAACACGAUGGGAUCAUUUAAAUGCCUCCAGGAAUUGAGCUGUCAGCCAGGUUAUGAACUUAAGGAUGGAGAAUGUGUUGAUAUUGAUGAGUGCGAGAGAGGAACCCACAGCUGCAAAGUAAACUUCGUUUGUCAGAAUACAGAAGGGUCAUUCUACUGUGAGUCAAAGCAGCGUUGCAUGGAUGGAUUUUUACAAGAUCCUGAGGGAAACUGUGUUGAUAUUAAUGAAUGCACAUCUCUUCCUGAGCCAUGUAAGCCAGGAUUCAACUGCAUCAAUACUGUCGGGUCUUACACCUGCCAGAGGAACAUGUUGACAUGCAGCAGAGGCUACCACUCCAAUGAGGAUGGAACUCGAUGUGUUGAUGUGGAUGAAUGUCAGACUGGUGUACACCGCUGUGGCGAAGGACAGAUUUGUCAUAAUCUUCCUGGGGCUUAUCGCUGUGACUGCAAGAUGGGCUAUCAGUAUGAUGCAUUCAGCAGGAGCUGCAUUGAUAUAAAUGAGUGCUGGAAUUACCCUGGACGCCUGUGUCAGCACACGUGUGAGAACACCCCCGGGUCCUACCAUUGCACUUGUUCUUCUGGUUUCCACUUGUCUUAUGAUGGAAAGCAUUGCGAAGAUGUGAAUGAAUGUGAUACAAGUCCCUGCAGCCAGGAGUGUGCCAAUGUUUACGGUUCCUAUCAGUGUUACUGCAGGCAAGGUUUCCAGCUGGCAGAAGAUGGCCAUUCUUGUAAAGAUAUCGAUGAGUGCACGCAAAGCGCAGGCAUUCUUUGCACUUUCCGCUGUGUGAAUGUUCCUGGCAGUUACCAAUGCGCUUGUCCUGAGCAGGGAUACACCAUGGCAGCAAAUGGAAGGACCUGUCGAGACAUUGAUGAAUGCGCAAUAGGAACCCACAACUGUUCAGCUGCGGAGUCCUGCUAUAACAUCCAGGGCAGUUUCCGCUGCCUGUCCUUUGAGUGCCCCUCCAACUACAGAAAGGUGUCUGACAUGAGGUGUGAACGAAUCAGCUGCUUUAAUUAUCUGGACUGCCAAAAUACUCCAGUGCGCAUCACCUAUUACCAGCUGAACUUCCAAACCAACAUCAUGGUCCCAGCACACAUUUUCCGUAUUGGACCAUCGCCUGCCUAUGCUGGAGACAACAUAAUCCUUACGAUCAACAAAGGAAAUGAAGAAAACUACUUCAGCACUCGGAGGCUGAACUCAUACACGGGCAUUGUCUAUCUUCAGCGACAGGUCAAAGAGCCCAAAGACUUUUUGUUAGAUGUUGAAAUGAAACUGUGGCGUCAGGGAACGUACACUACUUUUCUUGCCAAAAUUUACAUUUUCAUCACAGCUCAUACAUACUGAAGCAUGUAUUGACAUUGGAAUUUAUUGGUGCUAUGCUCUUUACCUGUUCUACCAAAGCUUAAUAUUGUUGAACUGGCAUUUAACAUAUCUAGCCUUUAUGUUAUUUUCCUGUCAUUGCUUUAAACUUUUUUUUAUUGGUUGUGUAAAUUAAGUUAAUUUUUUUCUUUGUUGUUUUGCUUUCUUAUAUAAUUCUUCACAUCGUCAUUUGACAAUGAGCAAAAGGAGGGUUAGGAAGGCAGUACAUACAUUGUGUUACAUGCAAGAAUCUUUUCUUAGAAAUUACUUUUAGGUUUAGUCACAUCUACAAGGUAUUGCACUAGAGAGGAGAGAUGUCCACUUGGGAACAUUGCUUUUUGCAUUAGGAGAAAAAGGCUUGAGCAGUUUCUCUUUAGUACACAAACUUACGUUUUGGCCACUGAAGUUUUUCUUUGCUGAGAUACUGUGUCAAGGGCUGUGCAUAUACGUUGACAGUUGACUCACCUCAUAUUACAGGUUUGUUUUUCUCCUUCCAUCUUUUAUAAUAUGUUGCCUUAAAAUAUAUAUAAAUAAAAGAAAACCACCAGUGAA
Molecule: messenger RNA, 4734 nt
Organism: Gallus gallus (chicken)
Lineage: Eukaryota; Metazoa; Chordata; Aves; Galliformes; Phasianidae
Gene: FBLN2
Product: fibulin 2
Exons: 17
Coding region: 577-4167 (1196 amino acids)
Cellular component (GO): extracellular region
Molecular function (GO): calcium ion binding
Source: RefSeq, a predicted model, not a curated record